Messenger RNA from Drosophila eugracilis, 3588 nucleotides. RefSeq names its product dorsal-ventral patterning protein tolloid. Gene Ontology annotation, molecular function: metalloendopeptidase activity; zinc ion binding; calcium ion binding. The transcript has 7 exons. The record is from RefSeq and is a predicted model, not a curated record. NCBI's taxonomy places the organism in Eukaryota, Metazoa, Arthropoda, Insecta, Diptera, Drosophilidae. The coding region runs from base 274 to 3501 and encodes 1075 amino acids. Gene Ontology annotation, biological process: proteolysis.
UCAGCCCGACGAUCGCCAAUGAAGAGGGGUCUCGCAGUUGUUGUUUCUUCCUCUAUAGAACUGUCCCUUUGAGCGGUCAGUCGAGAUUCUGCAGUUGCCUGUCACCCCGCGUUCUCCUCAUUUCCCCUACGAGUCUCAUCUGUUACCUGCUCGAUCCAUGGAACCCUUGUCUCACCAGUAUAAUUCGGCAAUCGCAGACCACGAGCGCUCAGUUAGAACUUUGAACUGGUUGAAGCAACUUCAGGGAACGAGCCCCCAGAAAUACCAAACGAAAUGCAAGGAAUGUUCCUCAUGCCUCCAAUCGAAAUGAAAGCGAAAUUAGUUAUACUCUCUGUGGGAGCUCUGAUGAUGGUUUUUCUGGUGGAUUUCGCAGAAAGCAGACGUCUGAGUCAGCUGCCUGAAAGUGAGUGCGAUUUUGACUUUAAGGAACAGCCGGAGGAUUUCUAUGGCAUACUGGAUUCUCCACAGGUGCCGUCAAAGGAGCCAACGGAUGACAGCCAUCAACUGAGGGCAGACAGACAAUAUUCGGGGAGACGCCGGAAGCAGUCCCAUAAAUCGCGGAACAAAUCCGGGCUGAGAUUACUCCCUCCACUUCUAUGGACCGACGAUGCCGUAGAUGUCCUGCAGCACAGUCACUUGCCCGUUAAGAAUCCGAGUUCAGAAGAGAAACCCAUCCUAAGGCGACGAAGAGCUGUAACAGUGAGAAAAGAGCGAACAUGGGACUAUGGAGUCAUACCCUAUGAGAUCGAUGGCAUCUUUAGUGGAGCCCACAAGGCCCUUUUCAAGCAAGCAAUGCGUCAUUGGGAAAACUUCACCUGCAUUAAGUUCGUGGAACGUGAUGCCAAUUUGCAUGCGAACUACAUAUACUUUACGGUCAAAAAUUGCGGUUGUUGUUCGUUUUUGGGGAAAAGUGGUAAUGGGCGCCAGCCUAUUUCCAUAGGACGUAAUUGCGAAAAGUUUGGCAUUAUAAUCCAUGAACUUGGCCAUACAAUAGGCUUCCAUCAUGAACAUGCCCGUGGUGAUAGGGACAAGCACAUCAUUAUCAACAAGGCGAAUAUCAUGAGGGGACAAGAGUACAACUUCGAUGUCCUGUCACCGGAGGAGGUGGACUUGCCCCUGUUGCCCUACGAUCUUAACUCCAUUAUGCAUUAUGCAAAGAACUCCUUUUCGAAGAGUCCUUAUUUGGAUACCAUCACACCAAUCGGAAUUCCCCCGGGAACCCAUUUAGAACUGGGUCAGCGAAAGCGUCUCAGUGAAGGGGAUAUUGUCCAGGCCAAUCUUCUUUAUAAAUGCGCCGCAUGUGGACGCACUUAUCAGCAAAACUCUGGCCAUAUAAUAAGCCCACACUUUGUGUAUUCGGGAAAUGGGGUGCUCAGCGAAUUUGAAGGCAGUGGAGGUGCUGAGGAGGAUUCCUCCCCAGGCUCCGAAUUCGAUGCUUCUCUUACCAACUGUGAGUGGCGGAUAACAGCUACUAACGGAGAAAAGGUCAUUCUGCAUCUGCAGCAGCUGCAUCUGAUGAGCUCCGACGACUGUUCGCAGGAUUACCUAGAGAUCAGGGACGGUUACUGGCACCGAUCGCCUCUGGUAAAACGCCUUUGCGGGAAUGUCACCGGGGAGAUAAUCACCACCCAGACAAGUCGCAUGCUUCUUAACUAUGUGAACCGAAACGCAGCCAAAGGUUACCGAGGGUUUAAGGCGAAAUAUGAGGUUGUCUGUGGUGGUGACAUUCAGUUGGCCAAGGAUCAGUCCAUAGACUCCCCAAACUAUCCUCUGGAUUACAUGCCCGACAAGGAGUGCGUAUGGCGCAUAACAGCUCCGGAUAACCAUCAGGUGGCAUUGAAGUUCCAGAGUUUCGAGCUGGAAAAGCACGAUGGUUGUGCCUACGACUUUGUGGAGAUACGUGAUGGCAACAACAGUGACUCCCGGCUCAUGGGACGCUUCUGUGGGGACAAGUUGCCGCCCAACAUAAAAACCCGCAGCAAUCAAAUGUAUAUUCGUUUUGUAUCCGACUCAUCGGUGCAAAAGCUGGGCUUCUCCGCCGCCUUACUUAUGGAUGUAGAUGAGUGUAAGUUCACAGAUCAUGGAUGUCACCACUUGUGCAUCAAUACCUUGGGCAGUUACCAAUGUGGCUGCCGAGCGGGAUACGAGUUGCAGGCCAAUGGCAAGACUUGCGAGGAUGCUUGUGGUGGAGUUGUGGAUGCCACGAAGUCUAAUGGUUCCCUCUACUCACCCUCGUAUCCAGAUGUCUAUCCCAACUCCAAGCAAUGUGUUUGGGAGGUUGUAGCACCGCCGAAUCACGCUGUGUUCUUGAAUUUCACCCACUUUGACUUGGAAGGCACCCGUUUUCAUUAUACCAAGUGCAACUAUGAUUAUCUGAUUAUCUACUCCAAAAUGAGAGAUAAUCGUCUGAAGAAAAUUGGUAUUUAUUGUGGGCAUGAACUGCCUCCGGUGGUGAAUUCUGAGCAGACUGUUCUUAGGCUGGAAUUCUACUCAGAUCGCACGGUUCAGAGGAGUGGUUUUGUGGCCAAGUUUGUGAUAGACUUAGAUGAAUGCUCUAUAAACAAUGGUGGGUGCCAGCACAGAUGCCGAAAUACCUUUGGAUCCUAUCAGUGCAGCUGCCGGAAUGGAUACACUCUGGCAGAGAAUGGACACAAUUGUACGGAAACCCGUUGCAAGUUCGAGAUCACCACGUCUUAUGGAGUCUUGCAGAGUCCCAAUUAUCCGGAGGAUUAUCCCCGUAACAUCUACUGUUAUUGGCACUUUCAAACCGUAUUGGGCCACAGGAUUCAGUUAACGUUCCAUGACUUUGAGGUUGAAAGCCACCAGGAGUGCAUCUACGAUUAUGUUGCCAUAUAUGAUGGUCGCUCCGAGAACAGUUCCACUUUAGGAAUCUAUUGCGGUGGACGUGAACCGUAUGCCGUUAUCGCCUCCACUAAUGAGAUGUUCAUGGUUCUGGCCACGGAUGCGGGUCUGCAGAGAAAGGGAUUCAAGGCCACCUUCGUUUCCGAGUGCGGUGGCUAUUUGAGAGCGACAAAUCAUUCCCAGACCUUCUACUCACAUCCACGGUAUGGAAGUACACCGUAUAAACGGAAUAUGUACUGCGACUGGCGCAUUCAGUCGGAUCCGGAGAGCAGCGUCAAGAUCCGAUUCCUGCACUUUGACAUUGAGUACUCGGAGCGGUGUGACUACGACUAUCUGGAGGUCACAGAAGAAGGUUAUUCCAUGAAUACAAUCCACGGGAGAUUUUGUGGGAAACACAAGCCACCAAUAAUAAUCUCGAAUUCGGACACUUUGCUGGUACGAUUCCAAACGGACGAAAGUAAUUCACUGAGGGGCUUUGCCAUCUCAUUCGUUGCUGUGGAUCCGCCGGAGGAUUCGGCUGGUGAGAAUUUCGAUUCAGUUACGCCCUUUCCGGGAUACCUCAAAAACAUGUAUUCCUCGGAGACGGGAAGUGAGAAUCUGCCGCACGCUCACCUCCUGCCACCAAGCAGGCUCCUCUAAGCAUGUCCUGCGGUUGGACUCAGUAUUUAAUGUUUGUUGUUGAAAUUUGUAAAUAUAUUGUGAUUAAAACUCAUUUCAAAAUAACUU